GCGCGACGGGAGGGAGGGGCCCGGCGGCUCCGGAGACGGUACCGGAACCAUGGAGAAGUUUGGGAUGAACUUCGGGGGAGGCCCCAGCAAGAAGGACCUCCUGGAGACCAUCGAGAGUCAGAAGAAGCAGCUCCUUCAGUACCAGGCCCGCCUCAAGGAUGUGGUGCGGGCCUACAAGAGCCUCCUGAAGGAGAAGGAAGCCUUGGAGGCCAGCCUCAAAGUGCUGUCUGUGUCGCACGAGGCCGACGUGGGCCCCCCGGGACCCGGCCCCUCCCUGGCCGACCCCACGGACGACAGGUGCUCCACGCACAGCGAGGACAGCACGGGCACCGCCACUAGCUUGGAGACGGCGGGCAGCCUCACCAGCACCAAGGGCGAGCCGGGGCCGGAGGACGAGAGGCCGGCAGCCGGCCCCCCGCUUCCGAAGUCGGAGGAAGCGAGUGGCUCCGAGAGCGGCGUCAGCACCAGCAGCGGGGAUGUGCCCGCCGGAGGCGGGGAGGCCGACAGACGACUGCAUCAGCUGAAGACCCAGCUGGCCACCCUGACCAGCUCCCUGGCCACGGUGACCCAGGAAAAGUCUCGCAUGGAGGCCUCGUACCAGGCCGACAAGAAGAAGAUGAAACAGGACCUGGAGGAUGCCAGCAAGCGGGCCGAGGAGGAGAAGGACCGACUGGAAGGGGAGUUGAAGGGUCUGCACGAGCAGAUGGCGGAGAUCAAAGCCCGACUGAUCGCGCAGCAGCACGACCGGGCCCAGGAGCAGGGCGACCAUGCCGUGAUGCUCCGUGAGCUGCAGAAGUUGCUGCAGGGGGAGAGGGCGCUCCGGCAGGACGUGGAGCUCCGGCUCGAGGAGACCCGGGAGGCCCUGGCCGGGCGAGCGUUCGCCGCUGACCAGGUGGAAGGCUUCGAGCUGCAGACCAGACAACUGCUCUUCGAAGUGGAAGAGCUCAAGAGCGAACUGCAGUCUUUGCGGGAAGAGAAGAGCCGGCCAGACCCCCGCCUGCAAGAGCUGCAGGAAGAGACCGCCCGUCUUAAGAGUCACUUCCAAGCCCAGCUGCAUCAGGAAAUGAGGAAGACAGCCCUCGCCGAGGAUCAGCUCCGACAGCACUCGCAGAUGGAGGAGCAGAGGGUGGCUGCCCUGGAGGGCCAGGUCUCCGAGGUUUCCGAGCUUCUGGGCACGUACGAGAAAGCCAAGCAGAAAGACCAGCUGGCCAUCCAGAAGCUAAAGGAUCGCAUCUUGCAGCUGGACAUGGAGAACAAGACCCUGGCCCUGGCCGCCUCUAGCCGCUCCCCGCUGGAUAGCCCCAGUGAGGAGGCCAGCCUGGAUGUCAACGUGCUGAAGGACAAGAUGGAGAAACUGAGGCGGUUGCUGCAGGUGGCCUCCAGGAAGAGCCAGGCAGCCCUGGAUGUGGAGAAGCUGAGUGAACUGGAGAUCCUCCCGAGCUCAGAGACCGCCGACGGCGAAAAGGCCACCGCCCUGUACUACCAGCAGGAGCUGAAGCAGCUGAAAGAGGAGUUUGAGAGGUAUAAAACGAGGGCCCAGGUCGUCCUCAAGAGCAAAGCGACCAAAGACGGCAACCUGGCCAAGGAGCUGGAGGAGGCGCAGGAGCAGCUGGCGGAGCUGAAGGAGAAGUACAUCUCCCUGCGGCUGGCCUGCGAGGAGUUGGAGCGGCAGCGCCGGCAGGAGGCCGAGGAGGCGAAGCAGGAGUUGGUCCGGCUGCGGCAGGCCCACCGGCAGGAGCUGGACAGGAGCCAGCUGGAGUUCAGGGACCGGAUGGCCAAGCUGGAGGAAGAACUGCACAAGCAGAGGGACCGGGCCCUGGCCGUCCUCUCGGAAAAGGACCUGGAGCUGGAGCAGCUGCGUUCGGUGGCCCUGACCGCCGGGCUGCAGGGCCACAAGGCCCCGCCGGGCGGGGGGAGCGGCGAAGACGGAAGCGACCCUUCCUCGGACAGCCUGACCCGGGCCCUGCACCUGGCGGCGGCCAACGAGCCCACCUUCUUCCUGUACGCCGAGCAGCUGGCCCGGAAGGAGGUGGAGAUCGCGGCCUCGAGGAAGCAAAGGCACAGGCUGGAGGUGGAGGUUCACCAGUUGCAGGACAGAUUGCUGGUGGAGGGGGAACGGCACCGGGAGGAGGUGUGCGCCUUGCAGGGCCACAUCGAGAAGAGCUUUAGGGACCAGAGCAGGGAGGGGGCUAACCUGGAAUACCUCAAAAACAUCAUUUAUCGCUUUCUGACUCUGCCGGACUCCCUGGGCCGCCAGCAGACCCUCACGGCCAUAUUGACUAUCCUGCACUUCAGCCCGGAGGAGAAGCAGGACAUCAUGCGGGUUCCCGCCGGCAGCAGCUGGUGGCCUUCCGGCAAGAGAUGAGGCCCCGGCUGGGUUUCUCCCCCCACCCUCCCGGCCGUUCCCUCCCCCGCCCCUUGUCCCUGGGUCCCCUCCGUGCGGGGAGGAGGAGUCUCGUCCCCGUCUCCGUUUCCCUCAAAGCCUCGUUUGCCUCUGUCCCGGUCCGAGGUGGCCGGGGCUUCCUCGACGAGCAGAGUCUUUUUUGCCAAAUGAUGCCGUUGGGGCCAGCUCGGCCCCACUGACGGUGUUUCACUUGAGAAGAAGGCCCUCCUGGUGGGCUUUUGGGAUCGGAGGGGACGACCGUCAGGGGAAAAGUGAUACAUUUUUAACGAGAUUUUUUUUUAACACUCCCGAGGCCCUGCGGAGACAUGAACCUCCGACCCAACACAGCCCACCCCCCCAGAAGCAGCUCAAUAGAUCCGACUCUCCUCUUCCCCAUCUCACCCCCUGAGUUCUAUCCAAAUGCGGGUAGGUAAAGGAAGGGCGUGGGACAAAACAAAGGGCCGCUUGCCGGACCCGCAGAGGUCAGUUUCAUUCUAGCUCAGUCGAAGGUGGGAGGGUGGGUCUGGACCUAGGUGCAAUUGUCCAGCCGCAGAGCUUGACCGGGGUAGGGCUGCGGCCAGCCAGAGAGGACCCGGGACCCUAAGAUACCUUCACAAUGGUCCUAGUCUCCCUGAUUUCUUUUGAAAGGAUGAGCUGGGCUUAGGGUGGGAUUUCCCGGGAAUGUCACCAGUGCAUUGAGUCCCCUGGACUUGUCUCCGGUCAGACUCCUCCCUCUCUCCCACCUCUCUCCUUACCAGCCCGGUCCUUAGGUGGGGAAUAACGGCUAAGUGUGGGGUGAACAGCCGAUUGCCUUGCUCUGUUUUCUUCAAAGUUGGACUUCCAGACCUGAAGACCUCCCUCUACCUGGAUGCAGAGAAAUGUUUUAGCGGCUGAUGAUUCGAUCCUCUGUAUCUCUGGCCCAGAUCCCAGCUCUGAUUUAGUUCCAUUUAUUACCAUUAUAGUUACUUCAUUGUAUCUAACCUAUCGCCUGGUUGUUUCAGGCAGCGUUCUCUAGCACGGGUCUCUUGAGAUCCGGGGCUGGGUAUUACCAAAAGGGAGAUUGUUUGGGCCUUUUAACCGCUAACUUUGCUAGCGACACUUCAUUCUCAAUGCAACUCCUAAAUCUAUAAUUGAGUGGACUCCUCCGCUUAUGAGGGACACAGUCCUGUUGGGCGUUAGAGGAUGCAGGCCCAAGAGAUUCGUUUUGGGUAGUAGCCUUGUAAGCCAGACUAGUACUUAUGAAGGCAUUACCCACCUUCUUUUCAAACUUACCACAUCUCUCGGCAGCCUUCUGAAAAAUCGGUGGGGAUGGGGAGGGUGAGGGAGAUGGGACCCAAGAUUUGGUUCGCAAGGCUGAGAAGACAGCCUGUGGUCAUUCCAGAAUCCAGCUGCCGGUCUCUAGCUGGUGGUUUGGUGGGUGGACGGCGGAAUUGGGGGAAGGCGGUGAGGACUGUUGCUUUGCUGUCACCAGCAGGACCUAACAUUUCUCUGCACCUUUGCCCUGGGGCGUAGAGGAGUUUUCUUGUGGAGCUGGGAGCUGGGCCUCCAUGGAAGGAGUGGCCACCAAACUUACUGCAUUCCUUCUCCUCAACUCCUUCCCACGGGGUGACUGCUGGACCUAAGAUUGAGACGGUAGCUGCAUGGUGAUGGACUGAGGUGGCUACAAGGAGCUAAACAUGUUUGGAACAGAAGUGGUUUGCUUUAAUAAAGACGUUAUCAAAUUGUA
Molecule: messenger RNA, 4109 nt
Organism: Tachyglossus aculeatus (Australian echidna)
Lineage: Eukaryota; Metazoa; Chordata; Mammalia; Monotremata; Tachyglossidae
Gene: GCC1
Product: GRIP and coiled-coil domain containing 1
Exons: 3
Coding region: 50-2365 (771 amino acids)
Cellular component (GO): Golgi apparatus
Source: RefSeq, a predicted model, not a curated record